AUGGACAGCGAUCACUUGCAAACGCCCGAAUAUAAAAUCAGCGUCAUUCUUCUUCAAGUACUGGAAAAGCUAAAAGAAGAACCCAUCAGUAGUAAAUUGAAAUCUGCGAAAAUUAUGGCUGGUAAUGAUUCGAUGAGAAUUAUGCAAUAUGUUCUUCCAAUUGUGAUGCAGGUUGAAAUGGAAGUGUUGAAAUUUCACGGAUAUGAUAACAGUCGAGAAGGACUUGUAAAAUUCACUCAGCUGGUAAAAGAAUUGGAGGGAAUUGAUUCUGCAAUUCGCAAUUUACACGAUGUUUUGAAGUCUCAGUAUUUACCUUCUGUUUCUAUUGUAUACCAAGAUGAUAAUUCUUCGCUAGGUUCUUUCAGUUAA
Messenger RNA from Planococcus citri (citrus mealybug), 369 nucleotides. RefSeq names its product protein C10-like. Gene Ontology annotation, biological process: post-embryonic development. The record is from RefSeq and is a predicted model, not a curated record. Lineage: Eukaryota; Metazoa; Arthropoda; Insecta; Hemiptera; Pseudococcidae. The transcript has a single exon. The coding region runs from base 1 to 369 and encodes 122 amino acids.